CUCUCUCACAAACUACAGCUACCUCACUCUCCCCUAAUUUUACAAAACCUCAGCCACCAACCAAAACCCCACUUCAUUACUUUGCAACUUUCUGAUUCUGUCAACCAAUUCGAUUCUCGCCUCCGUUGGGGUCAAAGAUGGCGGGAAAGUCGAAUAAGGGAAAGAACCGUAAAGGGUCGCAGCAAAGUGCUGUGAAUCCAACAGAACUGCCCGUCUUUUCUGAUGCCCCCUUAGGUGAAAGCUCCUCCGCUUCAGAGGCUAAUGGAGAUAAAAGCUUGAGUGAAACAAUUGAAGCAAAUCCGGAGGUGAAGGAAGUAGAUGGUGCAUCAGAGCACCCUCAAGGGAAGCAAGCUGAGGUUCAUUUAUAUCCUGUUCCUGUGAAAACACAAGGAGGAGAGAAGCUUGAGUUGCAAUUAAGUCCAGGAGAUUCUGUAAUGGAUGUUAGGCAGUUUCUUCUUGAUGCCCCAGAGACAUGUUUUAUGACUUGCUAUGACUUGUUACUGCACACAAAAGAAGGUUCCGCUCACCAUCUUGAAGAUUACAAUGAGAUCUCUGAGGUUGCAGACAUUACUUCUGGGAGCUGCUUCUUGGAAAUGGUUGCUGCAUUAUAUGAUGAUCGAUCCAUCAGAGCUCAUGUUCAUCGAACAAGGGAGCUACUUUCUCUUUUGACCAUGCAUUCUUCAUUAUCGACAACACUUGCAUUACAACACGAAACUGGCCAAAAUGCAGCUAAUAAUAAAGCAGAUGCUGUGAAAGCUGAAGUGCCAGAACUUGAUAACUUGGAUUUUAUGGAGAAUGUUACCAGUUCACUCAAUAGUUUGCUGUCAUCUCCUUCCAAAGAGAUCAGAUGUGUUGAAAGCAUUGUAUUCUCUUCGUUUAAUCCACCUCCAAGCUACAGAAGGCUUUCGGGCGACUUGAUUUAUUUGGAUGUAGCAACACUGGAAGGAAAUAAAUAUUGCGUUACAGGAACAACAAAAACUUUUUAUGUUAACUCCAGCGCUGGGAAUAUUCUCGACCCAAGGCCAAACAAAGCUGCAACAGAAGCAACAACGCUUGUUGGUCUUCUGCAAAAGAUUAGUUCUAAGUUCAAAAAAGCUUUCCGUGAAAUUUUGGAGAGAAAGGCCUCGGCACAUCCCUUUGAAAAUGUUCAAUCUCUGUUGCCACCAAAUACGUGGCUUGGCCUGUAUCCUCUGCCAGAACACAAACAUGAUGCAGCUAGAGCGGAAAACUCUCUGACACUUUCUUUUGGAAGUGAAUUGAUUGGGAUGCAAAGAGAUUGGAAUGAAGAGUUACAGGCUUGCCGGGAAUUUCCACAUGCUACCCAUCAGGAAAGGAUACUCAGAGAUAGAGCUCUUUACAAAGUUACUACUGAUUUUGUCGAUGCUGCAACUAGCGGUGCCAUUGGAGUGAUUAGCAGAUGCAUCCCACCCAUUAAUCCAACAGAUCCAGAAUGCUUUCACAUGUAUGUCCAUAACAACAUAUUCUUCAGUUUUGCUGUUGAUGCGGAUCUUGAGCAGUUAGCCCAAAGGUGGGCAUCAGAAGAGCUCCCUAAAGUUGAAAGCACAUCCCCCUCGCAGAAUUCUUCUGAUCAAAAUGAGGAAAUUUUUUCACGGGCAGGUUUGAGUGGAUCUUCUGUUCCACUUGCAGGAACUGUGAAUGGCACUCAGACAUCCAUCGAUGUGCCUGCAGAGGCUCAGUUGCUUGAGAGUGAGCAAGCCACAUAUGCAAGUGCUAAUAAUGAUUUAAAAGGCACGAAGGCCUUCCAGGAAGCUGAUGUUCCUGGAUUAUACAAUCUUGCUAUGGCCAUAAUUGAUUACAGAGGUCACAGGGUGGUAGCACAGAGUGUGUUGCCUGGAAUCCUCCAAGGUGAUAAAUCAGACUCCCUUCUAUAUGGCUCUGUUGACAAUGGCAAGAAAAUUUGCUGGAGCGAAGAUUUUCAUACCAAGGUACUGGAAGCUUCUAAACGCCUUCAUCUAAAGGAGCACACUGUGCUUGACGGAUCUGGUAAUGCUGUCAAGCUAGCUGCUCCUGUUGAGUGUAAGGGCAUUGUUGGCAGCGAUGACAGGCACUAUCUUCUGGAUUUGAUGAGGGUCACUCCUCGUGAUGCAAACUACAGCGGCCCUGAUUCCAGAUUUUGUAUUUUGAGGCAAGAACUUAUAACUACCUUUUGCAAUGCUGAGGCAGGUGAUAAAUUAAGCUCUGGAUGUGAAUCACAUGAAGAGAAUACUGUCACUUCAGAUUCUUUGGGUGCCAACAAUGAAGAAGAAUCUGUGAAAUCUGAGGAAAAUCCAUUAUCAGCGACAAGUGAUGCACAGUUACAGGAUACCGAAGAUGGUGUAAAACAGAAUAUUCAAGAAUGUGGUUGCCACUCCAAUAAAAAAGAUGCAACCAAGGACAUACUGUUCAAUCCUAAUGUCUUUACUGAAUUUAAGCUAGCUGGGAAUCCUGAGGAGAUAGCUGCAGAUGAGGAAAAUGUGCGGAAAGCAAGUUUAUAUCUUAAAGAGGUUGCCUUGCCUAAAUUCAUACAUGAUCUUUGCACCCUUGAAGUUUCACCUAUGGAUGGAAAAACUUUGACUGAAGCACUUCAUGCACAUGGCAUUAAUGUUCGGUAUAUCGGACAGGUAGCUGAAGGGACUAGACACAUGCCUCAUUUGUGGGAUCUUUGUUCCAAUGAAAUUGUCAUCAGAUCUGCUAAGCAUGUUAUCAAGGAUGCCUUAAGAGACGCAGAAGAUCACGAUAUUGCGCAUGCAAUCUCACAUUUUCUCAACUGUUUUACUGGAAUGGUUCAGGUCGUUUCGGCCAAAGGUGUUGCAAACAGUCUGCACACUAAAAGCCACAAAAAGGGUCAAUCAGGUCAUCAUGCUUCAGGAAAGUCUUCAAAAGCACAAGCUAAGGCAAAAAGUGGAAGCUAUGCAAAAAAGCAGUCAUUGUUUUUGAGCUUUACCACAGAAAGUUUGUGGGCUCAUAUUCAGGAAUUUGCAAAACUCAAAUACCAGUUUGAGUUGCCGGAGGAAGCAAGGAACCAGGUGAAGAAAAUUUCAGUAAUACGAAAUCUUUGCCAAAAGGUUGGAAUGACCAUUGCUGCUCGCAAGUAUGAUUUCAGUGCUGCCACACCUUUCCAAGUUUCAGAUAUACUGAAUGUGCAACCAGUGGUAAAACAUUCUAUUCCAAUCUGUUCAGAAGCUAAAGAUCUCGUUGAAACUGGCAAAAUUCAACUAGCAGAGGGAAUGCUUAGUGAGGCAUAUGUUCUAUUUUCCGAAGCUUUCACAAUUCUUCAGCAGGUUACUGGUCCGAUGCAUCGAGAGGUUGCAAACUGUUGCAGGUACUUGGCUAUGGUCUUGUAUCAUGCUGGAGACAUGGCUGGAGCAAUAAUGCAACAGCACAAGGAACUUAUAAUAAAUGAACGCUGCCUUGGAUUGGACCACCCUGAUACUGCUCACAGUUAUGGGAACAUGGCUCUCUUCUACCAUGGUCUUAACCAGACAGAACUUGCAUUGCGUCAUAUGUCACGGGCAUUACUUCUUUUAGGUUUAUCUUCUGGCCCAGAUCACCCUGAUGUUGCUGCUACUUUCAUAAAUGUCGCCAUGAUGUACCAAGAUAUCGGGAAGAUGGAUACGGCCCUUAGGUACUUGCAAGAGGCACUGAAAAAGAAUGAAAGACUGCUAGGAGAGGAACAUAUUCAAACUGCAGUGUGUUAUCACGCUUUGGCAAUUGCAUUCAACUGUAUGGGAGCCUUUAAGCUUUCUCACCAGCACGAAAAGAAAACAUAUGAUAUUCUUCUCAAACAACUUGGUGAGGACGACUCUCGUACGAAGGAUUCUCAGAACUGGAUGAAAACUUUCAAGAUGCGUGAACUGCAAGUGAAUGCACAAAAGCAGAAAGGACAGGCUUUGAAUCCAACUUCGGCUCAGAAGGCUAUUGAUAUAAUUAAGGCCCAUCCAGACCUGCUACAAGCAUUUCAAGCUGCUGCAGUUGCUGGGAGUUCUAGUAAUGGUAAUGUUGCUGGAAAGAAAGCUUUCAAUGGUGUUGGGGUUGGUGAAAGCUUUCCUCGGGCGAGGGGUUUGGAUGAAAGAGCAAAGAAGAAAGCAGCAGCAAAAGCUCUUUUAGUGCGCAGGCAUGGUAGUCCUGCACAGGCUUCACCAUCUGGACCACCACCACCACCACCACCACCAUCUGAUGGUGCUGUAAACGAGGCUGCAAAUGGAGGGAAGAAAGAAACCAACCAAUCCUCAAACGGAGUUUUAAGUUCAGAAGGUCAUGAUACCAAGUCAGGUCAGCAAGAUCAGGCUCCAGUUGGAUUAGGCACGGGCUUGGCUGCUUUGGAUGCCAAGAAGCUGAAAACGAAAUCCAAAGCGAAAGCGGCAUCAGCAGCUGCUGAGUCAUCUAACUGAGCCUGGCUACAUUUUGAUUAUUUUUGUUAGGUGUAGUUUUUGGUCAGCCUGAAUUUUCACGCCAGCAAUUGAGUUAUACAUUCUGCUUUGAAGCAUGAUCAGUUUACAGAUACAUUUGAAACUCUUCCAAAGUUUAAUAAAUAUUCUAUGAAAGUUUUGCAUCUAGAGAGGAUUGAUUUCUCAGCAGUUGUUUGAGAAAUGUAAGUAUUUAUUUGUAGCUGCAUCAGAUAAGAGCUCUUCUGUAAUGAAAUAUUUAUGGAAUUCUUCCAUAAUCUUGGAAGUCCGUAUCUUCUAUGUUUAGAUUUGAUUUACUAUUAGAAUGAAGAGAGAAUGAAAUCCGUAUUUUUAGAGAUUA
Salvia splendens (bonfire salvia) is the source of this 4746-nucleotide messenger RNA. Its product is annotated as clustered mitochondria protein. The transcript is spliced from 29 exons. Gene Ontology annotation, cellular component: cytoplasm. Gene Ontology annotation, molecular function: protein binding. NCBI's taxonomy places the organism in Eukaryota, Viridiplantae, Streptophyta, Magnoliopsida, Lamiales, Lamiaceae. The coding region runs from base 138 to 4391 and encodes 1417 amino acids. The record is from RefSeq and is a predicted model, not a curated record. Gene Ontology annotation, biological process: organelle organization.